Molecule: messenger RNA, 1763 nt
Organism: Lactuca saligna
Lineage: Eukaryota; Viridiplantae; Streptophyta; Magnoliopsida; Asterales; Asteraceae
Source: the annotation of a GenBank genome assembly
AUGGAGCUCUGCAUUUCGGCUCCUCCAACGUUAUCCUAUGUGAAGUCUUGUGUUGUUUCUCCACCAAUCUCUUCAAUUUCUCUCUGCAACUUCUUGAGACCCACCAAACAAUUCACUUCUCUUAGAAUAUCUCGUUCUUCUCCUCACUUCCUCCAUUUCCCGAGAAAGAUAUCAAUCUGCGCGAGGGCUGUCGCGCCACCGGCCGUUACCGACACCGUCAAAGACCCUCUGCCCGCUGAUCUCAUCGUUCAAGAAAUCCAGGAACCGAAUUGCAGGAUUCUGUUGAAAGUAGAAGUUCCACCUAUCGUAUGUGAUGAUUGUUACAAAAGGGUGAUAAAUGAGUUUAUGAAGAAGGCCAAGGUUCCUGGAUUUCGCCCUGGAAAGAAAGUUCCAGAAAGCAUUCUCAUAAGUUAUAUUGGAAAAGAUGGUGUCAGAAAAGCAACCGUUGAAUCUAUUCUCAAAAGAACUCUUCCACAUGCCAUGUCAUCAGUAGAUGGACGAGCUUUGAAGGACUCAAUCCGCAUUACAUCCACAUUUCCUGAAAUGGAAAAGACGUAUUCUUCUUUAAACAUCCUAAAAUACGAUAUUAUUGUGGAUAUAGCACCUGAAGUGAAAUGGGUUCCAGAAAAUGGUUACAAGAAUUUGAAGAUAGUGGUUGAGCUUGACAAUGAAAUAGAUGCUAAAACAGCUUGUGAAAGAGAAUUAAAAAGGCGUUACAAAUCUUUAAGUACAAUGAGAAUAGUCACAAAUAGAGGACUACAGAUUGGUGAUGUUGCUGUUUUGGAUAUAUCUGCAACAACAGUGGAACAAGAAGGAUCAGAAGUGAAAAAUGUUCCAGCUGCAGAGAGUAAAGGUUUCCAAUUUGAUACAGAAGAUGGAGAUAGAGUUAUUCCAGGUUUUCUUGAUGCAAUAAUUGGAGUUCAAGGAGGUGAAACAAAAUCUUUCCCACUUACAUUUCCAGAUUCAUGGAAACAAGAAGAUCUACGUGGCCUUCCUUGUCAAUUUACAGUUGAAUGUAAAGAACUCUUCUAUAGAGAAUUACCAGAGAUGAAUGACUCCAUUGCUGAUAAGCUUCUUCCUGGAAGCACUACUAUCGAUCAGGUUAGGGAGUCAUUGUUGGAGAGGUGUGUGGAACUUGAGCAAACAGCUAAAGAUCAAGCAACAGAUAAUGCUAUACUUGAUCAGCUUCGAAAGAUGAUUCAAGUUGAAAUCCCACAAUCUUUGUUUGAAGAGCAAGGAAGACAGCUUUAUGGAGCUAGACUAUUACAAAUACAGGCAAACAUGAAAUUAAAUGAAGAACAGUUGGCAAUGCUUUCAAGCCCAAAAGCUGUGAGAGAGUAUUUGGAAAAUCAAAGGGAGAAUAUAGAAAAUGUAAUCAAGCAGAAUCUUGCUGUUGGAGACAUUUUUAAACGCGAAAAUCUAGAGUUUUCAACGGAUGAGCUUGUGAAAGAGGUUGAGAACUCUGUUGCUGAGUUCAAAAAACACGCGCAAGAGUAUGAUGAAGAGAGCAUUCAAGAGCAGGUGCAAGAGGUGCUAGAGGGAGCAAAAGUGCUUGAAUGGUUGAGAGAAAAUGCAGAUAUUCAAUAUAUAAUCAAAUGAUAAACAUAGACACAUUUUUGUUGAGUUUAAGCUUAGUUUAAGUUGAAUUGAUUGUUGCCUAGCCAAUUAAAAAAAAAAAAAGUAAUUACAAGAAAAUCAUGUACUUUGACCACUUUUUAAAAAAAAAUUGUUUUUUUGCUUUAAAACCGUGUAUACUUGUAUAC